UUUUGUUGCAAAUGCAAUCCGCGAAGGCAUCUCUAGUCUUGAAAUUUAUAAUUCAUGCUUCACGAAUAAUUCUUCAGAGUGGUCAUUGGGAUUUUGUCGAGGCAUUAUAGGAGUGGAUAAUCCUGUAUUUAACUUGGAGACUGCAAGUGCAUUGAAAGCCUCUUCUUCGCUUGAUUUGUCAGAUAGACGUAUCAACAAUCUUCCUAAGGCUUUUUCUCCCGCUGUUAUGCCAUUACUAUCACAUAUAAAUCUCAAAGGAAACUUUCUGGAUGGGGUUGCUCCUGAUGAUUUGUUAGAUCUUUUAAGGGGAUUCACUUGUUUACAGGAAUUGGAGGUGGACAUUCCGGGUCCACUCGGCAGCAGUGCAUUGCGGAUUAUUGAAUCUCUUCCUGGAUUAUCUUCAUUAAAUGACAUCAAUGCAUCAAGCAUCCUGGACAGUGGAAAGCUUGUUGUUGAUUCUGCUCUUAAACCGCGUCUGCCUGAUUUGACUUCUGCUCAAACCCUAGUUGAUAGGGUUAUUAGUGCAAUGUGGUUAUAUUUGAUGACGUAUAGACUUGCUAAUGAGGAAAAGAUCGAUGAAACUUCUGUUUGGUAUGUUAUGGAUGAAUUAGGUUCAGCCUUACGACAUAGUGAGAUGGCAAACUUCAGAGUAGCACCUUUUCUUUUCAUGCCAGACGGAAAGCUUGAAUCGGCUAUAAGCUAUUCAGUGUUGUGGCCAACUCGAGAUGUCAAUUAUGGGGAUGAAUGUACUCGUGAUUUCUUGUUUGGCAUUGGAGAGGAAAAACAACGUUCUGCUAGACUUACAGCAUGGUUCCAUACGCCUGAUGGUUAUUUUAUUCAGGAGUUCAAAAAUUACAAACAACAACUUGAAUCAAAAGGACAUUGUCCUACUAAUAAAGAGCCUCCUAUAACCAAAGGUAUACUUCCAAGUAGCGGGCAUCCUCUCUAUGUAUAUACAGACAUAAUACAAGUAGAAGAAUUUUUAAGCCGCCCAGAGUUUAUUCUAACAACGGAUCCAAAGGAAGCUGACAUCAUCUGGGCCAGUAUGCAAGUUGAUGAAGAUGUGAGAAAGGCGUUGGGUCUUACAGAUAGGCAGUAUAUAAAUCAAUUCCCUUUUGAAGCUUGCCUGGUGAUGAAACAUCACCUAGCUGAGACUAUUCAUGAGGCGCAUGGUUCUCCUAAAUGGCUUCAGCCUACAUAUAACUUAGAGACGCAACUUUCUCAACUCGUAGGAGAUUACCUUAUGAGGAAACAGGCUGGCCAUGACAACUUGUGGAUUUUAAAACCGUGGAACAUGGCAAGGACGAUAGACACUACCGUUACUGAUGAUAUAUCUGCAAUCAUCCGUCUCAUUGAGACUGGCCCAAAAAUAUGCCAAAAGUAUAUCGAACGCCCGACGUUGUUCAAGGGAAGAAAAUUUGACCUUCGCUACAUAGUCUUGGUUCGCAGCAUGAAACCUAUAGAAAUUUUUCUUGCUGAUGUUUUCUGGGUUAGGCUGGCUAAUAAUCAGUUCACUUUGGAAAAGAGCAGCCUUUUUGAUUAUGAAACGCAUUUCACAGUGAUGAAUUACAUAGGAAGACUAAAUCACAUGAACACGCCAGAAUUUGUUCAAGAGUUUGAAGAGGAACAUCAAGUGAAAUGGUUGGAUAUCCAUGAAAGCAUAAGGAACAUGAUCAGGUCUGUGUUUGAUUCAGCCGCUACAGUACAUCCUGAGAUGCAUUCAUCUUUUUCGAGGGCUAUGUAUGGGGUUGAUGUCAUGUUGGACUGUGGGUUCAUGCCAAAGAUUUUAGAGGUGACAUAUUGCCCUGAUUGCAGCAGGGCAUGCAAGUAUGAUACUGAAGCUAUUGUUGGACAGCAGAGAGUCAUGAAAGGUAAUGACUUCUUCAAUAUUGUUUUUGGCUGCCUUUUUCUUGAUGAAAUGAAUCAUGUAACGCCUUUGUAACUGUUUUGAUAUUGAG
Molecule: messenger RNA, 1958 nt
Organism: Phalaenopsis equestris
Lineage: Eukaryota; Viridiplantae; Streptophyta; Magnoliopsida; Asparagales; Orchidaceae
Product: tubulin--tyrosine ligase-like protein 12
Biological process (GO): protein modification process
Source: RefSeq, a predicted model, not a curated record